This is a messenger RNA of Podospora pseudocomata, 914 nucleotides long. RefSeq lists its product as uncharacterized. Bases 1 to 303 code for a protein of 100 amino acids. The record is from RefSeq and is a predicted model, not a curated record. Lineage: Eukaryota; Fungi; Ascomycota; Sordariomycetes; Sordariales; Podosporaceae. The transcript is spliced from 3 exons.
AUGCAGCUCCUCGCCCCUGUUCUCUUCGUCACGGCCACCUUGGCCGCCGCCAGCACAGAGCAACAGCCCUUCCGCAGACAGGUCGGUUCCAACUCGACGCUCGUUGUCGUGCAAGCGGCUGAGACUGGUGCCUUCCGCGCAGGCGCCCUCCUCCCAACAGACGGCCUCGGCGCCGGCCGCUUCGCAGGUGACAGCGGAUCUGGCUUCUUCGAGGUCUCGGGCGCGCCCAGCUCAACAUUCACCGCAAUUGGAGGGUUGCUGGGCGUGGUUGGUGCUGUGGUAGGCGGUGUUAUGCUGCUCUAAACCUACCCGAUCAGCACAUGUCACCACAACCUCCUAUUUGGUACCGCUACUUGCCCUCCCUCUCACAAAAAGUAGCUCGCCUCUCCCUCCCCCUGACCCCUGACACAUGACCAUCAUCACCCUCCCCGCACAUGGCCCAUCCCAAAUCUCAUCUCCCCGUCGCCACGUGUCCCCGAGCACUCUCGGGCUUCCAUUCUCCAAAACAAUCAAAACGAGCGAACACGAACGGACUUUGAUCCGUUCCGUCCCCCCUUCUCUAUCUCACGCGGGCGGCGGACGGAGCGGAAACGGGGCUCGGUACUUCGGCUUUAGCUCGUCAUGGAUUGAUUGUGUGUGGCCUAUUGUUUUGUCUGUUGUUCAUUGCCGUUCUUUGUUGUACGGGUCCCCAAUCCCCGGGUUUGGUCGCCGGUGAGGGAAGGGAGCGGGAACUUGCCGUUGAUUAUUGUGUGACUCUUCGGGUAUCUCCGAGGCUUGCUUUUUAGAGAAGGGGGUUGUUUUAUUUUUUUUAUUUUUUAUUUAUUUUUUUAUUUAUUUUUUAUUUUUAGAUUUGCUGUGGCUUCUGUUAGUGAGGAAAACAAUCAGUGUCUGUCUGGGAUUGGAGUUCGGGGCUU